AGGGGUUUUUUAAGGGCCCGGGUGCGAGACCAACAAAGCCCUUCCCGUGCCCCGAGAGCCAGAGCUGCAAGAUCGACAAGACGCAGCGCAAGCGCUGUCCCUUCUGCCGCUUCCAGAAGUGCUGACGGUGGGGAUGCGUCUGGAAGCUGUCCGUGCUGACCGCAUGCGGGGUGGCCGGAACAAAUUUGGGCCCAUGUACAAGCGGGACCGGGCCCUGAAGCAGCAGAAGAAGGCACAGAUUCGAGCCAAUGGCUUCAAGAUGGAGACAGGCCCCCCAGCGGGGGUGCCCCCACCUCCCCCACCCCCGCCGGACUACUUGCUACCCCCUGGCCUGCAUGCGCCAGAGCCCAAGGGCCUGGCCUCUGGGCCACCUGCUGGGCCACUGGGCGACUUUGGGGCCCCAGCACUGCCCAUGGCCGUGCCUGGUGCCCACGGGCCCUUGGCCGGCUACCUGUAUCCUACCUUCCCUGGCCGUGCCAUCAAGUCCGAGUACCCAGAGCCCUACGCCAGCCCGCCACAGCCCGGGCCGCCCUAUGGCUACCCGGAGCCCUUCUCCGGAGGGCCUGGCGUGCCUGAGCUCAUCCUGCAGCUGCUGCAGCUGGAGCCAGAUGAGGACCAGGUGCGGGCGCGCAUCCUGGGCUGCCUGCAGGAACCGACCAAAGGCCGCUCCGAACAGCCUGCGCCCUUCAGCCUGCUGUGCAGGAUGGCUGACCAGACCUUCAUCUCCAUCGUCGACUGGGCACGCAGGUGCAUGGUCUUCAAGGAGCUGGAGGUGGCCGACCAGAUGACGCUGCUGCAGAACUGCUGGAGCGAGCUGCUGGUGUUCGACCACAUCUACCGCCAGAUCCAGCACGGCAAGGAGGACAGCAUCCUGCUGGUCAUCGGGCAGGAGGUGGAGCUGAGCACGGUGGCCGCCCAGGCCGGCUCCCUGCUGCACAGCCUGGUGCUGCGGGCGCAGGAGCUUGUCCUGCAGCUGCACGCGCUGCAGCUGGACCGCCAGGAGUUCGUCUGCCUCAAGUUCCUCAUCCUCUUCAGCCUCGGCAAGGCCUCCAGCCAGUCAUCAGGACUGGACAGAGACACGGGGGACCCAGGGUGGGAGCAAGGACUCUGCCUGGUGGGCUUCCUGGAAGAGGGACAUCUGAGCAGGGUCUCAGAGGAUGCGUAG
Myotis lucifugus (little brown bat) is the source of this 1165-nucleotide messenger RNA. RefSeq names its product nuclear receptor subfamily 5 group A member 1 (gene NR5A1). The transcript has 5 exons. Lineage: Eukaryota; Metazoa; Chordata; Mammalia; Chiroptera; Vespertilionidae. Gene Ontology annotation, biological process: tissue development; regulation of transcription by RNA polymerase II; hormone-mediated signaling pathway. Bases 134 to 1165 code for a protein of 343 amino acids. Gene Ontology annotation, cellular component: RNA polymerase II transcription regulator complex. Gene Ontology annotation, molecular function: nuclear receptor activity; RNA polymerase II cis-regulatory region sequence-specific DNA binding. The record is from RefSeq and is a predicted model, not a curated record.